This is a messenger RNA of Drosophila subobscura, 490 nucleotides long. It is a transcript of the gene Rpb11, whose product is annotated as DNA-directed RNA polymerase II subunit RPB11. The transcript is spliced from 4 exons. The record is from RefSeq and is a predicted model, not a curated record. The coding region runs from base 107 to 460 and encodes 117 amino acids. NCBI's taxonomy places the organism in Eukaryota, Metazoa, Arthropoda, Insecta, Diptera, Drosophilidae. Gene Ontology annotation, molecular function: protein dimerization activity; DNA binding. Gene Ontology annotation, cellular component: RNA polymerase II, core complex. Gene Ontology annotation, biological process: transcription by RNA polymerase II.
UAUUUUUUGUGUUUUUGGUGACUGUCUAUACUUUGGCUUCGUUUUCGUAAACCAAUUUACAAUUAUUACAUAUUUUUGCUAAAAACUACAUAAAAACGAACUUAAAAUGAAUGCGCCACCCACAUUCGAAUCAUUCCUACUGUACGAGGGCGAGAAAAAAAUCAUCAAAGAGCUGGACACAAAAGUGACAAAUGCAGCGAUUUUCACCAUCAACAAGGAGGAUCACACUCUGGGCAACAUGAUCCGCAACCAGUUGCUGAAGGAUCCCAAUGUGCUGUUUGCCGGCUACAAGGUGCCUCAUCCGCUGGAGCACAAGUUCGUCAUACGCAUUCAGACCACAGCCGAAUAUUCGCCGCAAGAAGCUUUUAUGAAUGCCAUCACCGAUCUGCUAGCCGAGCUCUCCCUGUUUGAGGAGCGUUUCAAAGAUGCCAUCAAAGAGAAAAAGGAAGGCGGCGAUUAGUUGUAGCAGUUUUUGGGAAUUUUACAAAAA